Messenger RNA from Pelobates cultripes (western spadefoot toad), 6085 nucleotides. Lineage: Eukaryota; Metazoa; Chordata; Amphibia; Anura; Pelobatidae. The record is from the annotation of a GenBank genome assembly.
CAUAAAAGAACUAGGAUUUGUUCUAGAAUUGUCACCCUCCAUACUCAUUGUUUGCAGGGGUGUCUGCGUGGAAACAAAAUGGUGAGCAUACUGUAAAACCAAUGUUUGCAAUUCCUGAAAUUUGGAUGCUAAAAGAAAGAUAAAGAGUUAAACAAAUGGAUUUUUAAAAAAGGGCACAUAUACCUGAACAUGAUGAUUGUGGCUUUAUAAUAUCUACAGCCUACUGAAAUCAUCAAUUGAUGGGCACAUUUGUUUCUCCACGUUAUGAUUAGUGCUGUGUCCUAUUACGAAUGGGAUGGAUAUUCGUGUCACAGAUGGUUUCAUCUACAGCACUUAUGCCGGAUUUUACAAAACGUUUUCAACAACUACAUCGUGACUCCAGACAAAUAAGCUUGCGUGCUUAAAAAAAAAAUGUGUUUUAGCAAGAAAAAAGUCCUGCCAUGUGUGCCAUCAUACUGAAUCAAUCAGGCCUCCUCACUGUAGGUUGUGAGUUCUUAAGGUGAUACAAUAUAGCAAAUAAAACACAAGAGAAUUCUAACUUAUUGUAAACUCUAAACUGGAACAUGUCUCAUAAUAUUGGCGUCAGGGAACCAGGCAACUAAGGGCCAUCAUUGUGACCAUAAACAAUUGGUCUGUUUUGCAGCACAAACUGGGGGAAAUAUAGAUUUAACCCCUGCUGUAACAUUCAGCUAUGCAACAUGUUUUUAGCCAUCUGAGAAUGUGACAAUGACAUCAUGUUCCAAGUUCUGCAAAGAUGCUUCAGUGAACUAACAGUCCCUUACGGCAGAAGGAAACAGGUAGGUGUUUACUGCAUGCUGCCAAGUUGUGCCACAUAACUCCAUCGCUUAAACGCACAAUGGCUCAGCUAUCCUGCAUGCUGUAAUGUACUGCAGUCUCCUCUGGAUCCCAACAAGUUGCCAACUGUCACUUAACUGAUUAGGUUGUGAGAUGGUGCAUUUUGCUACUUAAGGUUCUCAACAUGUGUUCUCAAGUCACAGGAAAUGUAGAGAAUAUGACAAAGACAGGCCUCAUGCUUUAUUUCACAGUAGCACAAAAUCUGGCAGGUUACACAUUUUCCAUUUUCUUCAGGAUUUUGGAGAUAGUUAAAAGUAGCUAACACUUUCCCUAGCACACAAUGGGGAGUAAUGCAGCUGGAUCAUGUUUCACAUAAAACAUGGACAUCUAACCCAGCAUGUCAAUCAACAAAAUUUAGAAACUAAGGUCGUUGAUAGUUCUUUUUAAAAAACAAACAAAAAAAAAACAAUCUGUGUUAAUAUUAUUAAUGCACCUUUGUUUCAAAAGGAAAGCAGAGAAAACAUAUAUGUAAAUUACAUUUAUUAAGAUUAAGAUGUGAAAAAUACAAACAUAUAUGUUCUAUAAAUGAGAUCUUAUUAAGCAGUCAUGCUGGUUGACAACUACAAGAAUCCAUCACUCAAAUAUUAAAGCAAGAUAUUACAAACAAUUGAACUAGCACACAGAACACAUCACUUCAGUGCUUGCUAAGUAGGAUUGCUGCUUAGAGCUAACAAUAUUACACUGACUAUAUCUGUAUAUAAUCCCCUUCCAGCCCUGCAGAAUUUCACUUUGUGUGAAAUAUACUUUAAGCAGAUGUGAUACUGAGGACAGAGAAAAACAAUGCCCUGAAUGUGAACCACAAGUUCAAUUAAACAAAGGGGAAAAAAUAAAAAAUGUACGACACGUGGCAAUAAAUACAGGGGGAAAAAAAGUAUGGAGUUUGUACUACGCAGUUUCAAUAAAAAAAAAUUACAGGGAACCUGCUCGUGAACUAAAUAUAACAGUGUUGAGAUCAAGCAUGAUAGAACUUGCUCCAUAACAUAACAAAUAUAAUAAACAGCCACUAGAGUAGACAAUGUACACAAGAGUAAAACAAAUCUAUUUAUUACAUUUGUUUUUUUCAAAAGAUACUCUGCUCAAAUCACACUUCUGAUCAAUAAAAUCACAGAAGUUACCAAUAUAUCACCUCACAACCAUGCAAUUAUUAUUUAUUUUAAUUCAUAAAUAAAUAUGGCCUACAUAUCUGUUAUAAAAGACAUCCCAUUAAUUUAUUAAUUGAGUGCCUUUUUUCCUCCAUGCAUAUAUAAAUAUAUCAUUAUUAAUAAUUAUUACUGGGUUCAAAACAUUGAAAUAAAAUGUGCUUUCAUAUAACACUUAUUUUUAAUAACAAUGGAAAGAAAAUAAUUUGUUAGCGUUUAUAUGAAUAUAUCAACAAACUUUCUCUAACCUGUUUGAGCUGUCAACAGAUAAAUGUUAGAGAUAUAAAGAUUAUGUGCAUGUGUAACAAGUCUAUGUAAGAUUUUAAAAAUACAAAUAGUAUGAUAUUCAACAAAAAUUUAGGCAGACUAGAUAGGCCAAAUGGUUCAAAUCAAAUUCUAUGUUUCUAUGUGUUCAGUCUGCUACAUAUUUUUAUUUAACAAGGUUACAUUACAAAGCUAUGAGAGCUACGCCAACACUGUUUGUCUGCCAGACUAUUGUUUUAUCCACAAACCACAAAUUUAUAAAGAUCAGUUUAUAACACAGGUAUUAGCCCAAGGAAAUUCAACAUAAUUGCAUUUUCUAAUACAUAUGAGAAUGGAUCCACUACCAACCUAAAGUGUCAAUAGCUGUUCAAACUUCCUUAUAUUUGAACUCAAUACAUUUUGUUAUAAUUUUUUUUUUUUCUUUUAUUUUCUUGAAAUGUUCAGUCUUAAAAAAGUAAAUAUAACGGUCCUAUCUAGAGGCCACUUAAACAAUAAAAUGGGAAAUACUAAUUUAAAUAUAUCCCAAUAGCAAUAGAUGUUUGUAUCAAUUGCAUUGAAAUUGUACCAAAUCCAUCUCACAUUAUACUGUUUAAUUAAAUAUGCAUAAAUCAAAAUGUGGACACGAAAAUGACUAGCAUUCUAAAAUGAUGUAGCACACAUUUACAUUGCUUCACUGGGAAUAUUUACAGUGUAUUGUAUCCAGACAAAGUAAAAUAUAAAAAUGUAUUAUUAAUUUCGUACCUUAAUUCAUAUUGUUUACACUAGAUAAAAAAAAAAAAAAUCUAAAGGGCUAUCAAAAUUCAUUUCCUCAGUAUAUCACGUACUUAAACAAGAAUGUCAUUUGCAUUGCAUUUAGGACUAUUACCAUUUCUUUAAUGUUCCAUCACAGAAAUGCCAUUCAUGUAUCUGCCUGCAAUAACAGUUGUGUUAUAUUAAAAGUAUAGAUACAUUUCCAUUGUCAAAUAAAUUAAGUGGGGUUACAUUAAUAUCUCACACAAAACCACUUCACAGAAAACUAAAUCUGAAUUUGUGGUAAAUCAAAUUUUGCAGACAUUGAACAAGGAGUUUCAAGAAGCAUUUGCUACAAAAGACAAAAAAAAAAUCUCUUGAUACAAAAAAAUGGUGUGUAAUUUUUGUUGUACCAGAGAAAGUGGGGCCAACCAGCAAAGUUUGCUUGUUAUAACUAGAAUUAUUCAGGAUAAUGAUAAGUUACCUCCCAUAAUUUGCUGGCAUUAAGAUCUUUCCUUGUGAUGUAUUUGUGAAAUGCCUAACACUGCAUGUAUAAUGAAACAGAACAGUUAGUAUGAUAUACCUAUAUCUUUGCUUCAAUGUGCCACAAUGUAAAUUAAAACUGAGAAAGAUCUGUGUAGCUCCUAACACAAAACUCCACUUUACCUGGUUAUAGGGUAAUUGUACGGGCUCCAAAAGCCAUCUGCUACAUCAUGUACUCAAUACUCCUCCAUAAAAAUUUGUGUUCAUAUGCAUUAAUUUACUCUCGCCAUUGUGUCAAAGCUGGAGAAUUCGGAUUGAAGUUCAAAAUUCAAAAAUGUAGUUUUAAAUGUGUGCUGUGCAAAGAUAGCAGCUAGUAGAACACUAUUAGUAGUAGUAUUAUCCUGGGGCGAGUUUAGUAUGGUCUUCAAGAGCUCUACCAUUGCUCCCUUUAGACUGAAGACAUAUAGACGCACAUAUCUCUGGGUUGACUUGGGCUAGUGUUCUCACGGUCCAUUGGCCUAGGUUUUGACUUUCACUAGACCUACAAGCCAAAGAUCACAAACUCUCCAGAAUCUAACGGGCGAGAUGGUCCCAUGACCCCUUGCAGCUCCCUAGGGAUUUCUACCCCAAGCUAUGAACCGUUAUGAUACAUAUAACAUUUUGCAUACAACCGCAUUGUAUAACACUGUACACAACAUGCUUUGUAACUUUUGUUUUUGAUACCAAAACCAAUGUAUUUUAUAAUGACAAGAUGGAGAUUUAACCAGUCUAGGCAGAAAACAUUAACUUGUCGAGUGCUUGACUCUGUAUCUGAGUUAAACACAAACGCUCGAGUGGCCAUAGGUUUCCUUUCGUCCAUUUUGCACAAUGGAUUACAUAAAAGAAAAAAAAAAAUGUAUUCAACUAUUUUCCUUUCAUAACGAAUCAAAAUGACUUAAUUUUAAUUUAUUUUUAUCUUUCCUUAGGAUUCACAAGACUCGAUUGAAAAGGAUGUGUUUCACUUUCUUGCUAGAAAUCAACAUGCAGUCUGAAAUUAACCUAACAGUUCGAGAUGAUAUUUUUGACGUCAGCACCAAUAUGUACCGACCACUGUCUUACCCACUUAGCUUCCAAAUCUCUCUUACUUGCUUUCUCAUGCUGGAAAUUGUCCUGGGUCUUGGGAGCAACCUCACCGUACUGGUUCUUUACUGCAUGAAAUCAAACCUGAUCAACUCAGUCAGCAACAUUAUUACUAUGAAUCUCCAUGUGCUUGAUGUAAUAAUAUGUGUGGGCUGUAUACCUCUAACUAUUGUUAUACUACUACUACCACUGGACAGCAACAAUGCUUUGAUUUGCUGCUUUCAUGAAGCAUGUGUAUCCUUUGCCAGUGUUUCCACUGCAGUUAAUGUAUUUGCCAUCACUUUGGACCGUUAUGAUAUAUCUGUCAAACCUGCAAACAGAAUUCUAACCAUGGGUCGGGCUGUUAUAUUGAUGACAUCUACAUGGGUUGUUUCUUUCCUGUCCUUCUUGAUUCCUUUCAUCGAGGUCAGUUUUUUCCGUUUUCAAAGUGAGAACACUUGGGAGAACAAGACACUUUUGUGUGUCAGUACAAACGAAUAUCACACGGAACUUGGAAUGUAUUAUCAUCUCCUGGUGCAGAUUCCAAUCUUUUUUUUCACAAUCAUAGUGAUGUUAAUUACCUAUAGUAAAAUACUUCAAGCUCUCAACAUCAGAAUAGGCACAAGGUUCUCAACAGGGCAGAAGAAAAAAGUAAGGAAGAAAAAAACUAUUUCAUUGGCCACACAACACGAGACCACAGAUGUCUCACAGAGCAGUGGAAGCAGGAAUGUCGUGCUCGGAGUAAGGACUUCCGUGUCUGUGAUUAUUGCCCUCCGCCGGGCAGUCAAACGACACAGAGAAAGACGCGAGAGGCAAAAACGGGUCUUCAAAAUGUCACUGUUAAUUAUUUCAACUUUCCUAUUUUGUUGGACACCUAUUUCUAUUUUAAACACUACAAUUUUAUGUCUUGGCCCAAGUGACCUUUUGGUAAAACUUCGAUUGUGCUUUCUAGUUAUGGCCUAUGGAACCACAAUAUUUCAUCCAUUGCUAUACGCUUUUACAAGGCAAAAAUUUCAAAAGGUCCUAAAGAGUAAAAUGAAAAAGAGAGUUGUAUCUAUUGUUGAAGCGGAUCCCAUGCCAAACAAUGCUGUAAUUCACAAUUCAUGGAUAGAGCCUAAAAGGAAUAAAAAUCUAACAACGGAUGACAGUGACGCGAGGCAGAAAUGUUUAGCACCUCAAGCUGCUACUGACUAGGGUACUGUACAGUCUUCUAAAUGUUCUAUGGAACAUGAAGACAGGUAUGAAUGAUCAUACUGGCAUCCAAUCAAUUCUUUUUAUUUUUACAUGGUUUAUUAAACUGUACAUUUUUAAUACACUGUGCUUAAGUUAGAUAUUCAUUUACACAUUAUCUAGUGUACAUGGUGCAUGGCAGUUUGUUAAAGUAAUGUGUAUACUUUGUCAAUAUUAUGUUAAAAGAGACAUUUAUGUAUAUCUCCUUUUAUAAAAACAAAAAAAAGCUAAAUUCAAAUAAAAUAUCUUUUCAAUAUUAAAAGCUUUUUGAAAAAAUACAAUAAAAC